Racocetra fulgida is the source of this 150-nucleotide messenger RNA. The record is from the annotation of a GenBank genome assembly. NCBI's taxonomy places the organism in Eukaryota, Fungi, Glomeromycota, Glomeromycetes, Diversisporales, Gigasporaceae.
AUGGAAGAUAAAUUUAAUGAAGAUGAAAACGAAAGGGAGGAAGAGAACCAAGAAGAGGUGAGGGAUGAUGAAUUUAAUGAAGAUGAAAACGAAAGAGAGGAAGAGAACCAAGAAGAGGUGAGGGAUGAUGAAAAUCAAAAUAGUAACAAU